Molecule: messenger RNA, 375 nt
Organism: Pipistrellus nathusii (Nathusius's pipistrelle)
Lineage: Eukaryota; Metazoa; Chordata; Mammalia; Chiroptera; Vespertilionidae
Source: the annotation of a GenBank genome assembly
AUGGGAAACCGGCUCUGCUGCGGGGGAGGCAGGAGCUGCCCAUCAGUUUUCCAGAGGAAAAAGAAAAUGGGGGGUCAGCCAAGGUGGACACUGAAGCAGCAGCGGAAGAAGCAGAGUGGCACAAAGGGCCGUGUCACAACAGGACAGUCGCGUAAGCAGGGGUUGGAGCAGCCUGCGUCUCCGCAGGGGAGGCAAAGCCCCAGGUCAGAGGACAGUGGCUUACAUUAUGCAGUCAUCCAAGUGUCCAGCCAUCCCCAGCCACGCUCUGCCCGGGAGGUGAAGCACCUGCAGUCAGAAAACGCUACAGAGUAUGCCACCCUCUGCUUCCCCCAGGCCACGCCCUGCUAUGACCGCAAGAACGGGACCCUCGUGUGA